CACAAGGAGGACUACUUAUCUUUAGAGGGAAAGUGAGAGAGAACAGAAUGGGAGUGGUAAUAAUCGACGGCACCACCGUGCGUGACUUUGUCAACGACGCCGACGCGUUUGCGAAGAGCGUGGACGAGCAGUUCGUGGCGCUGGAUCUCAACAACGACGGCGUCCUGUCGCGGUCGGAGCUCCGCACGGCGUUCGAGUCCAUGCGCCUCAUCGAGACGCACUUCGGCAUCGACGUGACCACUACGCCGGAGCAGCUCGCCACGCUCUACGACUCCAUCUUCGACAAAUUCGACGGCGACCGGAGCGGUACCGUGGACCGCGACGAGUUCCGAGAGGAGAUGAAGAGGAUCAUGCUCGCCAUCGCCGACGGCCUCGGCUCCUUCCCUAUCCAGAUGGUCCUCGAAGACGACCCCAACAGUCUCCUCCAGAAAGCUGCGGAUCUCGAAGCUUCCAAGACCUGAAUGGAAACGGUGACCUUUCAAAACUUACCGAGACUUAAAUACACGGCGGCGUUUCAAGCUUCCGUGAAUGGAAGCGACGGCGUUUUAGAUUUGGUAACUGUCGUGCGUUUGCUUUGGUUUCCUUUCUCUUAAUAAAGGAUUUAUGUUGAGAUUAGUGCGAGUGAAUAAAAAAUUAAGGGUUAAAUA
Vigna angularis (adzuki bean) is the source of this 647-nucleotide messenger RNA. RefSeq lists its product as uncharacterized. The transcript has a single exon. Lineage: Eukaryota; Viridiplantae; Streptophyta; Magnoliopsida; Fabales; Fabaceae. Bases 48 to 461 code for a protein of 137 amino acids. The record is from RefSeq and is a predicted model, not a curated record. Gene Ontology annotation, molecular function: calcium ion binding.